Molecule: messenger RNA, 2983 nt
Organism: Rubroshorea leprosula
Lineage: Eukaryota; Viridiplantae; Streptophyta; Magnoliopsida; Malvales; Dipterocarpaceae
Source: the annotation of a GenBank genome assembly
CCCUUUUUUCUUUACAAAUUUCCCAGAGGAUUGGCCAUUCGAGCAGAUGUGGCACACUUUCAACAGUCUAGGUCUCGGACGGGUAUUAGAGAUUGAUUGCCCAGUGAAGAGAGACAGAUUGGGCAGACGGUUCGGGUUUGUCCGAUUCCUAGAUGUAAAGAAUGAGGGUGAACUGGGAAGAAGACUGAAUGAAGUCAGGAUAGGGAGUUAUGCAUUGCAAGCAAACAAACCGAGAUUCAUGAAGGGGGAUCGAACAAAAAUGGAGAAUGCUAGCAACCGCCGCAUGAUACGGAAAUGGAGCCAUCAUAGCACUAAAGGUGAUGGUAACGGACCUUCAUACGCUGAGGUCGUACAAGGUACUAUCAGAAAGGGGGGAGAAAGUUCCAAGAAUAGAAGCUGGGAAUGGAGAUCAGGACAGAGGAAAGGAAGCAAAGAUCCCAGUACCUUUGAAGGUCAGCAGAAGGAAUGGCAUCCAAAACAACAGCUCCAGCACUGGUCGGGUAUAGAGUUGAAGAUCGAUCAGGAAGAUUAUGCAUGGCUGAAGAAGUGUUUUGUUGGUAAAGUGCACUCAGUAAACUUGAUCCCGAACUUGCAAGAAAAAUUCUUCUUAGAAGGAGUCUUCUAUUGCAAAAUCACACCUAUGGGAGGCAGAUUAGUGCUUUUAGAAGGCAAAGAUUAUGAGGAUUUGAAGGAGCUGGUGGAUAGGGGCAUAGAUUGGAUGGGGCAGUGGUUUGAAGAGGUGAGACCAUGGUCCCCUUGUGCGGUUGCUACAGAGAGGUUCGCUUGGAUCCGUUGCCAGGGGUUACCAGUGCAUGCAUGGAAAUUAGAGACUUUUGAAACCUUUGGAAGGCUAUGGGGAAAACUGAUAUCUCUCGAUGACAGCACAAGCAGCAAGCGGAGAUUUGAUGCUGCAAGGUUCUUAAUCACCACACCAUCCGCAGAGUCAAUCUCCAAGACUAUCACUGUAAAGAUUAAUGGCGAAUUUUUCACACUGAAAUUUUCAGAAGAAGAGUCGACCAAUUCAUUAUUCACAAUGAAGUCGGACAGGGUAUUCCAGGCUCCAAAUGAAGAUGAAGAUGAUGAAAGCAGCUCCUUAGAUAGUCAAUAUGAGUUAGAUUCUGUGAAAUAUAUGGAACUGUUAGAGCAUGAUGAGUGUCAGGUUUCCGGUAAUGAGGGCGUUGGAGAUAGGGAGAUCACGGAGAAUGAACUGGCAAACCAGAAAGCUCUCGACGGAGGCAGGGCAUGCUCGGAGGAUGAUCUGGCAGCACAGUUCGAUGAGGGGGGAAUCAGGAUCGAGGUGACGGGUCAUGAUGAUGAGGUGGUUAGCUACAGUAAGAUGAUGGAAGACUCCAGACGAAAGGGGGGAGAGAUAACUUCUUCUAAUACCGAGGUGGUUGAGGAAACAACGGGCAUGGGUGAAUCCGGAAAGGGAUUUCAGAAUUCAAAUUCAAACUCAGAAAAUCCAAGAGAGGGGGAUACAAGAAAGAUUUCGAAGGAUCCAGAAAUGACGGCUAAUAAAGCUGAUCAUGGAAACUGGGAUAAUGAUAGCCAAUUCAGCUCUAAUGCAGAGAAGGGGAGCCUCGGUAAGUCCACUCAAAAGAGAACAAGCACAACAGAAGAAAGGAGCAGAAGUCACGGCCCAGAGGAAGAAAAAGAUAGAGCCUUACCUGAUGGGCCUCCAACAAAAGAAAUGGGCCUACAAGAGGAGAUGGGGCUGAGGGUGAUUGAUUCACUCAAAUCUUCAAGUUUAGGCCCGGUAGAGCAGUCGGUGAAAACAAUUAUCAGGCCAAAAAUAAAUAAUAGCCAGACCAUCUCUUCUUUUUGGGAGGACCUCGAUAGUGAUCCCGAGAUUCCAACUCAUUGGAUGAACAUCAAGGAUGGGAAUGGUAGAAGAAAAAAGAAGAGAAGAGCGAAGUCCUGCGCCUCGGUCUACAGGAAAACAGGGGGAUUGGAAGGCAUCCUAAUUCAGCAAAAUCCGAAAGGACAGAGACAUGCAUCAGUGAAAACAAAGAAGGAGGUUCUGUUCGAAAAAAAUCCAGAAAAGCCGGUGGCGGAUGACUCGAUCAACGACAGCAACAUCCAAAAUCGGAAUAGAAGCAUUGAUCUGAGAAGUAGAAAACGGAAUAUGGAAGCUUUAUGGUCCCGGGUCAAAGAAAUGGGGGUAUCGGCUCAAGGAGAAGAAGCAGGGGUGAUACAGAAAUUGAAUGAAAUGGAAAGCAGAGAUAAGGAAAAAUGGAGGAAGGAGAAACAAAAGAAAUACAGUAAAGGAGAUCAGGUUGAGGUUUUGUUUAUUCAAGAAACUAAACUGGAGUCUGUAGACGAUAAGAUUUGUAGUAUGUUGUGGGGCUCAGAUAAAUUUGAGUGGGUAGCACAAUCCGCGUCUAGAGCUUCCGGGGGAAUGGUAACUAUUUGGAACCCGUGCGUCUUCAAGAAGACUAAUAGCUUUCAAGGGGCAGGUUUUUUGGGUGUUGAGGGGAUUUGGGGAGAAGAAAAUAUUCCUUGUUUUCUGGUAAAUGUCUAUUCUCCUUGCGAUUUGGCUAAUAAGAGAUCCCUAUGGGAGAAUCUGUCCAGUAUAAUAUCCUCUCAUAAAGGCAACUGGUGCAUAGCUGGGGAUUUCAAUGCCAUCCGAAACCUUCAGGAAAGGAAAGGUGGUAUCAGCGUCAGGAGGGAGAUCAGGGAGUUCAGUGAAUUCAUUGAGAUGAAUGGGUUGAUAGAUCUUCCUAUGAUAGGGAGAAAAUUCACCUGGUACCAACCGAAUGGUCACUGUAUGAGCCGAUUGGAUAGGUUUCUAUUCUCUGAGGAAUGGAUGCUUAAUUGGACAGACUUGAAGCAAUGGGGGUUACCUAGGGCUCUGUCAGAUCACUGUCCAAUUCUGAUCAGUGGAAUAACUCAGAUAUUCGAGGAUGGGGAGGCUUUGUGUUGAAAGAGAAGCUAAAAAGAGUGAAGGCUUGCACGAAGGAAUGGGCACGGUCUCAAGUGCAAA